UUUUUAAUCCGCGCGACGUUUUUUAAAUAUUUUAUAAGGAUAUAUAUUAUAAUAUAUAUAAUAUUACUAUCCUCGCGCACGAAGGGUCUAUUAACUUCCUCUUACUAUCUUAGUUUAUUAAAAUAA
This is a messenger RNA of Colletotrichum lupini, 126 nucleotides long. RefSeq lists its product as uncharacterized. The record is from RefSeq and is a predicted model, not a curated record. The transcript has a single exon. The annotation marks the transcript as partial. NCBI's taxonomy places the organism in Eukaryota, Fungi, Ascomycota, Sordariomycetes, Glomerellales, Glomerellaceae.